Messenger RNA from Parascedosporium putredinis, 1965 nucleotides. NCBI's taxonomy places the organism in Eukaryota, Fungi, Ascomycota, Sordariomycetes, Microascales, Microascaceae. The record is from the annotation of a GenBank genome assembly.
AUGGGUGACUUUGACCUUGACUCGUCAUUUAUACCGGCUCUCUACAAGCCCGCCGAGUCUUUGCCCAUUGCCAACUAUGAAAGCGAUAUUCUGUAUCUGGUCGACACCUUCCCCGUCCUAGUCGUUGUUGGCCAGACAGGCUCGGGCAAGACGACUCAGAUUCCCCAAUUUCUCCGAAAGGCGGGCUGGUGCAAGGACGGAAAACGCGUUGGAGUGACACAACCUCGACGAGUGGCUGCCAUCACCAUCGCUAUGAGGGUUGCCGAGGAGGUAGGCUGCGAAGUCGGAAAGGAGGUCGGUUACUCUGUACGCUUCGAGGAUUCCACUUCGAAGUCGACCCGUAUCAAAUUCCUCACAGAUGGUCUUCUCAUACGAGAGGCUCUCAUGGAUCCCCUUCUUUCCGAGUAUUCUGUUAUUAUGAUAGAUGAGGCUCACGAGAGGUCUAUAAGUACGGACAUACUCUUAGGCCUCUUGAAGAAGAUCAUGAAACGUCGUCCGGAGUUGCGCAUAAUCAUAAGCAGCGCGACCAUUCAGGCCAAGGCGUUUUUCGACUACUUUUCCCCAUCUAAGACUCCGAAUAAUGCGCUAAAGGGCGAGGCAGACAAAAAAGCGGCUGCCAAAAAUAUUGUAUCGGACCGAAACAAGGUCGGAUCUGAGGCUAAGGGUGAGGCAGACGAGGAAACGACUACGAAAGAUAUUGCCUUGGAUCGAAGCAAGGUCGAAUCCGAGGUGAAGGGCGAGGGAGGCGCGGAAGAAACUAAUGCCGACUUGGGUCCCGUGGCGGCUCUCACGGUUGAAGGAAGAACAUACCCCAUCGACGUUCUCCACCUCGAAUCUCCAACGGACGACUACGUGAAGAAGGCUGCUGAAACCGCUUCCGUCACGAUUGACGGUAUCGUUUACGUGGUUGACUGUGGCUUUACCAAAAUCCGCGUUUACGAUCCCUUCACCGGUAUCGAGUCUCUCGUUGUCACUCCCGCAUCCAAAGCCUCAUCAAUCCAGCGCGCUGGCCGAGCGGGCCGUACAAAGCCGGGAAAAUGCUACAGGCUCUACCCUUCGGAAAACUACGACGAGCUGCCGGAUUCAAACAUACCGGAGAUGCAGAGGAGCAACCUCGCGCCAGUGAUUCUCCAGCUCAAAGCACUAGGAAUCGACAACGUGCUUCGCUUCGACUACCUGAGCCCACCACCCUCUCAGCUCAUGGUCAAGGCCCUAGAAUUUCUAUAUGCCCUUGGUGCUCUCGACGAGUAUGCGAAGCUUACGCGCCCUCUGGGCAUGCGAAUGGCUGAGCUGACAGUAGAGCCCAUGAUGGCAAAGGCUCUCCUGUCGGCGCCUGAUCUCGGCUGCCUGAGUGAAAUGCUUACAGUAGCCGCCAUGACAAGCCUUGGAGGCAACGUCUGGUUCUUCCACGAUAAUGAGAGGAAGAAGAUGAAUGUCGCAGGGACCAGGUUCGCCGUGGAGGAGGGAGACCACUUGACCCUGCUCAACGCAUACACGGACUUUGUCACCACAGAGAAGAAGCAGCCUAAAUUUUGCCACGAGAACCACCUCAACUUCAAGUCGAUGACGCGCGCCGUUAAGAUCAGGGCGCAGUUGAAACGCUACCUUGAACAACUAGGUAUCGCGGUUGAAGAGCCAGCUUCUGGAAUCCCGCAAGCUAGGGGUCGAGAUCUAGCCAAGGUGGCUGAACAGGUUCGGCGGUGUCUAACCAUGGGCUUCUUCACCCACGCUGCACAGAUGCAACCAGAUGGCACGUUUAGGGCUGUGGGAAGUGAAAUGGUGCUCCAUGCUCACCCAACCUCCAUCAUGUUCACGCGGAAGGCCGAUUGGGUCAUCUUCCAGGAGAUCAUGGAGACUUCCACAAAGACGUUUAUUCGAGACAUUUCCAAGAUUGAAAAGGGUUGGCUGACGGAAUAUGCGCCUGAAUAUUACCAAGUACAGAAUACCCGGAGGCCAGGCGGAUGA